GCCAUGAAUUCUGUAGCUGGAAAUAAGGAGCGGAUCGCGGUCACGAGCAGAAGCCGAAAAUAUGGGGUGAAGGAAGCGGGGGUCCCGGCGGCGGCGGAGAGCUGGUUCCGCCGGGCCUACGAGGAGCCUCCCCGGGGCUCGUCGGGCGGCCCCCCCCCCGACGGGGCCGGCUCGGCCCUGGGCUCCUCCGGGACCCCCUCUCCCGGGACCCCGUCUCCCGGGACCCCGUCGCCCGGCUCCGGCACCUCGUCCCCGCCCUCGUUCCCCGGGUCCCCGGGCCCCGCGUCUCCGGGCAUCGGCACGAGCUCUCCGGGCUCGCUGGGCGGCUCCCCCGGCUUCGGCACCGGCUCCCCGGGCUCGGGCUCGGGCUCCGGCAGCGGCUCCGGCGCCGGCUCCUCCCCGGGCUCCGACCGCGGCCUCUGGUGCGACGACUGCAACGCCAGGCUCGUCGAGCUCAAGAGGCAGGCGCUCAAGCUGCUGCUCCCGGGGACCUUCUCCGCCAAGGACCCAGCCUUCCCUUCCGGGAUUCAUGACAAGCUCCAGGUCCCCAACACCACCCGGAAAGCAUGGAAUGAACGAGACAACAGGUGUGACAUAUGUGCCACCCACCUGAAUCAGCUGAAGCAGGAGGCAAUCCAGAUGGUGCUGACCUUGGAACAGGCCAACAACAGUGAGCAUUAUGAUGGCUUGCCUGGCUCGCCCCCACCGCUCUCCAACGUCCCCACCCUUGUGGGGUCCCGGGGGCAGAUGGGAGUUCCCCAGCAGCCCAGAGACUGGGCCUUCGUGCCUGCCCCCUAUGCCUCCUCCAAUUAUACGGGUGUCGUGGCCAACAAGCACAGUGGCAAACCCAAUAGCCUUGGGAUAGUCAAUGGGGCAGAGAAGAAGAUUGGAUCGCCCACUCACCAAGCCAAGGCCAGCCUCCAAGUGGCCACCAGCCCCAGCAAUGGCAACAUCCCCAACUCGGUCGCCAUCCAAGCCCAUCAGUAUGUGGACGGCACCUGGUCGCUGUCGAGAACAAAUGGAGUCACCCUGUACCCGUACCAAAUCUCCCAGCUGAUGAGCGAGACCGGCCGAGAGGGACUCUCUGAAGCAGCACUGAACCGCUACAAUGCAGACAAACCCUCCUUAUAUAGCUUCCCCGGCUCCCCGAGUGCCUGCGUUACCAGCGAAGUGUCCACUGGCACCUCAGUGGCUGCCUCUUUCUUCGCCAGAGCUGCUCAAAAAUUGAACUUGUCUUCCAAAAAGAAGAAGCAUCGACCUUCUGCGUCUUCAGUGACAGAGUCUCCACUCUUUGCUACCAAUUUCAGCGGGAUUCUGCAACUAUCCCCACCCCCUGCACCACCGUGUCUGCUGAGGGCAGUCAACAAAGUGAAAGACACCCCAGGCCUGGGAAAGGUGAAAGUCAUGGUACGCAUGUGUUCUACACUCGCCAGGGACACAUCUGAGUCCAGCUCCUUUUUAAAGGUGGAUCCGCGGAAGAAGCAGAUCACCCUGUACGACCCUUUGACUUGUGGGGGUCAGAACACCUCCCAGAAAAGAGGCAACCAGGUUCCCCCCAAGAUGUUUGCCUUUGAUGCUGUUUUCCCCCAAGAUGCAUCUCAGGCCGAAGUGUGCGCAGGGACGGUGGCGGAGGUGAUCCAGUCCGUCGUGAAUGGGGCUGACGGUUGCGUGUUCUGUUUUGGCCACGCCAAGCUGGGGAAAUCCUACACCAUGAUCGGGGAGGACGAUUCCAUGCAGAACCUGGGCAUCAUCCCUUGUGCCAUCUCCUGGCUCUUUAAGCUAAUCAACGAACGCAAAGAGAAGACGGGGGCCCGAUUCUCGGUCCGGAUAUCGGCUGUCGAAGUGUGGGGGAAAGAAGAAAACCUGAGGGACUUGCUUUCCGAGGUGGCCACGGGCAGCCUGCAGGACGGUCAGUCUCCCGGCGUCUACCUCUGCGAGGACCCCAUCUGUGGCAUGCAGCUCCAGAACCAGAGUGAGCUGCGAGCUCCCACUGCGGAAAAAGCUGCCUUCUUCCUCGAUGCGGCCAUUGCCUCCCGCCGCAGCAACCAGAGGGACUGCGAUGAAGAGGACCACAGAAACUCCCACAUGCUCUUCACACUGCACAUCUACCAGUACCGCAUGGAAAAGAGUGGAAAAGGUGGAAUGUCUGGAGGUCGCAGUCGCUUACAUCUCAUUGACUUGGGCAGCUGUGUGAAAGCACUUGGCAAAAAUCGUGAAGGAGGAUCUGGCCUCUGCCUCUCGCUGUCAGCUCUAGGUAACGUCAUCCUGGCCCUCGUCAAUGGCAGUAAACAUAUCCCGUACAAAGACAGCAAGCUGACAAUGUUGCUGCGGGAAUCCCUGGGGAACCUGAACUGCCGCACUACCAUGAUCGCCCAUAUCUCGGCAGCCGCCGGGAACUAUGCAGAAACCCUGUCAACCGUCCAGAUCGCAUCCAGGGUCCUGAGGAUGAAGAAAAAGAAAACCAAGUAUACGUCGAGUUCGUCCGGUGGCGAGAGCUCGUGCGAAGAGGGCAGGAUGCGCAGGCCGACCCAGCUGAGACCCUUCCAUCCGCGCAGCGCCGGGGACCCCGAUUUCCCGCUGCUUCACCUGUCCAGCGACCCGGACUACUCCUCCAGCAGCGAGCAGUCCUGCGACACCGUCAUCUACGUCGGUCCCAACGGCACGGCCUUGUCUGACAAGGAGCUGACGGACAACGAGGGGCCCCCGGACUUCGUGCCCAUCGUCCCCGCCCUGCAGAAGGCCAAGACCGAAGGGAGGCCCGAGGAAGCGGCGGAGAGUGCCUCGAGGAAAUCCGAGCGGGACUGUCUGAAGUGCAACACGUUCGCCGAGCUCCAGGAGAGACUGGACUGCAUCGAUGGCAGCGAAGAGACCACCAAGUUUCCAUUCGAGGAGCUCCCAGUCCAGUCGGGGGCUGAUCGGGCGACCCGGGGUCCCGGGCCCAGCCGUGGAGCGGAGGUCCACCCGCCCUCCGAGCCUGAGAAGGAGGAGCAGGGGCCUGACUGGCAGCUGGCGGAGAGGGAAGGGCAGGAGGGCGGCCAGUCCGCUGCUGCCCCCAGACUGCAGAGAAAUCAGUCCCCGGCCCCCGCGCCCCCCUCACCCCGCAGUGUUCCCGGCAGCUCGGGAGGACAGCACAGCUCUCCCCAGCUCGUUCACAGCCCCAGCCUACGGAGCAGCAGGGAAAGCCUCAACUCCUGUUCCUUAGCUGAAGGAAAACCCAGGCCAAUGGGCUCCCCCCGCCUGGGGGUCGCGAGCCUCUCCAAGACUUCCGACUACAAGCCGCCCCCCAGUUCUCCCUCCCAGAGGUGCAAGGUGUACACCCAGAAAGGCGUGCUGCCCAGCCCCGUGCCCCCGAGCAAGGAUUCGGGCACGGCCCCGAGCGAGUCCCUUCUCCAGCCUGAGGUCCGGACGCCCCCCAUAGGGAUGAGUCCACAGAUGGCCAAGAGGUCGGUGUCGGGGGCACCCCUCUCCGGAGAGCACUCCCCCACCCUGUCGCCCAAGAAAGAGAGCUGGAACAACCCCACCGCUGCCACUGCCACCACCACAGUUACGGUCCAGCAGCCCCUGGAGCUCAAUGGUGAGGACGAGCUAGUGUUCACGCUGGUCGAGGAGCUGACCGUCGGCGAGGGUCCCGAGAACGGGCGUCCUCCUAGCAUCAUCAGCUUCAACAGUGACUGUUCGGUUCAGGCCCUGGCCUCGGGUUCCCGGCCGGUCAGCAUCAUCAGCAGCAUCAGCGAGGACACGGAGGCCUACCCCGGGGCUGCCCCUGAAGUAGGCCCCUCACCAUCAUCGCCUCUCCCCUCGCCUACCCUUGAGAACGGGGCCCGGGAUUCCCGGGAUGCCCCCAGCAGCCGGCGCUCCUCCAUCAGUUCCUGGCUGAGCGGGAUGAGCGCCGGAAGUGAUGGCGACCAGUCAGGCCACAACUUCGGCGACCAGUCCGGCUACGGGCCCAGGGAGGCACUGGCCGAACCGCCCACCUCAGAGCUGGCAGGCGGCAAGCAGGGUGCUGGCUUGGGGCGUGGCCCACCCCAGGUACAGGGGGAGGCCAGCCCCAGAGACCUGCCUAUUGGGCCCGGGUCAGAGGAUGAGGAGGAGGAAGCGCCCAGCAGGGCACUGGCUAUGACGGGCCACAAACGGCCCGCUCUAGGGAAAGCGGAGGUCACCGGCGGUCUGGGCGGCUGUGACGGCCAUGUCCCCACGAAGACCGGUGUCUUGGGGGGCCCUUUCAACAUCCAAGCCCCCGAGGACUCUGACCCACUGGUCGUUCCCGCCGUCCGGGCAGGCGGCCCUCCAGAGGACAUGGGCGCCAGCCCAAGGCAAGAGCUCGCGUUCGAAGACCCAUGGCUGAAGCGGGAAGAGGAGGUGAAAAGGGAAGAUUGGGCCUGUCCCAGCGCCCCAAAGCUGGAGCCUGGCCUGGACCAGGAGCAGAGCCAGAAGCCCAAGUCGACCGACAGGUUCAGCAGUGGUAGCAGCGGGGAGACGUUCAACUCCCCCGUGUCAGACCACCUGAAGAGGAUUGUGGACGGCUGCGAGGUAGCCUUGCCCCGCUCGGCCAGCCAGAGCCCCGUGCGCGGCCCCGGCGGGCCCAAGGCCAGCAGCCUGCCCAGGGCCUUCCUGAGGGCUGGCAGGCAGGAUGACCCAGACAUCAUCUUCUACCACUGUGCUGCCGAGAGCAAUGGGCUCGUUGCGGCCCAGGCUUCCAGGGCCCUUGUGGACAGGAGGGUGGCUUCCCCCAAGCACUGUGUUCUUGCUCGCCCCAAAGGGAUCCCCCCGCUGCCCCCUGUCAGGAAGUCCAGCCUGGAUCAGAAAAACCGGGCCAGCCCCCAACAUAGCGUGGGCAGCGGCAGCCCCCCGACCCAGCCAGCCGGCUUCCCCCCCAUAUUCCCCGACGAACCCAGCGGCAAGGCUAAGGAGCCCGCCGGUGGCAUCGGCGGCAGCAGUAGGCUGUUCAGCGCCAAGCUCGAGCAGCUUGCCAGCCGGACCAACUCCCUGGGGCGGGCGACGGUGAGCCACUACCAGUGCCUGUCACUGGAACGCGCCGAGAGCCUGGCGUCGGUCGGCUCCCGCCUGCCCGCCGGCAAAGACAGCACCAUGCCCAGGGCUAGCCGCAGCCUGAGUCGCUCGGCAGUGUCCUCCCCACCACCCAGUGUGGCCCUGGCCCAGCUCCCGGGGGCCUCCCCUAAGGCCUCCCCGUCCAAGAUUUCCGCUGUGAGCAAGCUCCUCCUGGCCAGCCCCAAAGCCCGCAGCCUGUCCACUGCCGCCACCAAGAGCCUGAGCUUUUCCACCAAGUCGCUGCCCCAGACGGUGGGGCAGAGCGCGGCGGGCCCGCCCCCGAGCACCAAGCACAUGUCCUGGUCAACUCAGUCCCUCAGCCGUAGCCGCGGCUCAGGUCUCGCCUCCAAGCUGCCCCUGAGGGCCGUCAACGGCCGCAUCUCAGAACUGCUGCAGGGAGGCCCUGGUCCGCGCGGGCCAGCCGAGACCGAGGAGCGGGGGGGCCCGCCUGGGGAAGAGAAGCUGGCCGCCCCUGCCCUGCCUUCCCCUUACAGCAAGGUCACCCCACCACGGAAGCCUCAUCGCUGCAGCAGCGGCCACGGCAGUGACAACAGCAGCGUGCUGAGCGGGGAGCUCCCGCCAGCCAUGGGAAAGACGGCCCUGUUCUACCACAGCGGCGGGAGCAGCGGUUAUGAGAGCAUGAUGCGGGACAGCGAGGCCACUGGGAGCACAUCCUCUGCUCAGGAUUCCAUGAGCGAGAACAGCAGCUCGGCCAGCGGCCGGUGCCGGAGCCUCAAGACGCCCAAGAAGCGGGCCAAUCCAGGUUCUCAGAGGCGGAGGCUGAUCCCUGCCCUUUCCCUGGAUGCCACCUCUCCGGUGCGGAAGCCCGCCAGCGGUCCUGGCCUCCGCUGGGUUGACGGUCCCAUGCGCAGCGCACCACGGGGCCUUGGGGAACCCUUCGAGAUCAAGGUCUAUGAGAUUGAUGACGUGGAGAGGCUCCAGAGGCGGCGCGGUGGGGAUGGCAAGGAGCUGGUCUGCUUCAACGCCAAGCUGAAGACCCUGGAGCACCGCCAGCAGCGGAUCGCCGAGGUCCGGGCCAAGUACGAGUGGCUAAUGAAGGAGCUGGAAAUGACCAAACAGUAUCUGAUGCUGGAUCCCAACAAGUGGCUCAGUGAAUUUGACCUGGAGCAGGCAUUCGAGCUGGAUUCUCUGGAGUAUCUGGAGGCCCUGGAGUGCGUCACAGAGCGCCUGGAGAGCCGAGUGAACUUCUGCAAGGCCCACCUCAUGAUGAUCACCUGCUUCGACAUCACCUCCAGACGUCGGUAAAGAGACAGUGAGUGCGGGAUGCGUCCCCUUUCCUCCCCCUACCCCCAAACCAUCCCUCCCCCGGUUCCGCUCCCCUCCACCAGGACUUGAGACGGUCCGAUGCCCCCGCCUCCAUUGCACAAGCACCCAAAGACUACAGAAUGAGGAGGAAGGUCGAUGACAAGUCCAGCCGAAGCGUGUGUGGAAGGGUAUUUUGUUUUUGUGUCUCGAGGCUCCCCAACACCAAGUGCCACAGGAGACAAGAGGAGGCUGCGGCCCCAGGGCCGCCACCUCCCCCACGAGACUGACAGAGCACUUUGAGAAACCUUAAAGGACAUGUUUGUACAUAGGAACUGCCCAUGGGAGAACCCAGAGCUUCCCCUGCCGUGGCUGAGGAAGGGCCGCCAGGAGCCCAAGCUUGCUGACUGAAAGCUUAGAGAGAAAACAUUACCCAGAACGACUGUUCAAGUGCCUUGCAAAUCUUUAUUAUCCAAACAUUUAUGUUCAUACUUUUUCGUGUACAGAUGGUGCUAGUCAAAAAAGAACAAAACAAACAAAAAAGAGAAUCAAGACCCAUUUUUGAAAUCUAUUUACAGCUCAUUUUCUCUGUGUUUUAUCCUAUUUCUGACUUGCUGUUUCUAAGUAACUUGUGUUUGUAGAGAUAUUUCCUAAUCAGUACAGCUUAUGAAUGAGUAAGUGUUAACUGUCUUUUAUGGUUCCCAGAGUAAGGCCACUCCCACAGAAAUGUGGACUCCCUAAAGCUGAGAAGGCCAAAUAGAGAGGGCCUUUUGGGGGUUUUGAGCCUGAAAGAGGAGAUGGGGAAUCCCUACCCAGAUAGGCCGGCUGUCAUGGGUGAGGCAGCCCUGGGGUAGAUAGAAGGUAAUCAGAUCGGACACAGCGCCUGUCUCUCUGUCUUGUCCCCAUUUUACAGAUGAGGAAACUGAUGGGAGCCCAGAGAGGUUCAGUGAUCAAGGUUGGAUCAGUUCCCUGAGAAAUGACCCACUGAGCUGAAUCUCCUCCUCCUGCAUUCCAUCCCGGUCAUCUUUCGCUCUAGGAGCCCACUUAGAAAUUGAGGGCCCUCACGUAAAGGUGCGUUGACUAUUUUGAGACAUUUCCCAGAUGUGACCUGGAAGGCUGAGGACUCCCACCAGGUUGCAAUUUGAAAAUUCAACUUUAGCCCAGAAAAGGAGCAGCUCUUUCUGAAAUCCCAAACUGGGGGCUGCAGCCUAGGAGAAGGAGCCUCAGGGACCUAUGCCCUCAGCCUCAUGGUUGAUGCAGCUGGGGACCCCCAAAGGGAGACUGAAGCCCACAGCACUAGCCGUGUUGCUUCCGUGUCCAGGGCUCACACUAUGGGCUUCCAUUUGUGCAUCGGCUCUGGGAAGCUGGUUUUAGCAGCCCCAUUUUACAGAUUGGCCCAACGAUACCCAAUACCAUGAGCAGCUGUGUGGCUUAGGGAAGAGAGCGUGGUCCUGGGAGUCAGGGGACCUGGGUUUCAAUCCCAGCCUGCAGGGUGACCUUGGGCAGGUCAUGUAACUUCUCUAGGCUACAGUUUCCUCAUCUGUAAAAUGGGGAUUCAACAUGCUCCCACUUUGACUGCGAGCCCUGUGAAGGACAGGCACUGUGUCUGAUCUGUUUACUUUGUAGCCAAUCCAGUGCUUACUAAAUAGCAAAAUUAAUAACACCAAGGGGCCUAGGAACCGAUCUAGGCCCUGGUCCUGAGCUCUUCCUACCAGGCUCUGUUGCUUUCCAAGGAAUAAGCCGAUCAUUUUCCUUUCCAAACCAAGUGCAGAACUCCCUCUCCCAUUUCUCUCCCUUCAGACCCAAGUGGUCCUGAAGACCUCUGUUCAUUGGGCCCGGGCCACUGUAAAUCUGCCCCUUUUGGAACAUGCAGAUGGGUUACCGCUUCAGCCCAUUCUGAGAGCUCCUUCCUCCACUUCACUUUUGUGUUUGGGAAUGGAGAUCAGAAUUUCAUCUCACCUCCAAA
Tachyglossus aculeatus (Australian echidna) is the source of this 8278-nucleotide messenger RNA. RefSeq names its product kinesin family member 26B (gene KIF26B). Gene Ontology annotation, molecular function: microtubule binding; microtubule motor activity; ATP binding. The record is from RefSeq and is a predicted model, not a curated record. Gene Ontology annotation, biological process: microtubule-based movement. Lineage: Eukaryota; Metazoa; Chordata; Mammalia; Monotremata; Tachyglossidae.